Molecule: messenger RNA, 1198 nt
Organism: Trichogramma pretiosum
Lineage: Eukaryota; Metazoa; Arthropoda; Insecta; Hymenoptera; Trichogrammatidae
Exons: 3
Coding region: 219-1013 (264 amino acids)
Biological process (GO): double-strand break repair via nonhomologous end joining
Cellular component (GO): DNA ligase IV complex; nucleus
Molecular function (GO): DNA end binding
Source: RefSeq, a predicted model, not a curated record
UUCAAUGUUCAUGGCCUUUAUCAUAUGCGGCUUUUUAGCCAAUUUUUACCAAUAAUAAUAUAGUUCUACUCUAUCUAAUAUGUAAAAAUUCUUAAUGAAAGAGUUUAAUUGCAAUCAUGAAUAUUCAAUUCGAUCUGUAAAAUAAAGAGAAUACUUAAUUUAGUAAAUAUAACUAUUAGCUUUUUUAUCGAUGAUGCACAAAAAUUGACGCGACGAAAAUGAGUGAUUCGGCAGAUUUCAAUUUCUUGGACGAUUCUUAUAAAUAUCAGGCCCUAAAUAUAAGUGGCUCUAAAUUUUUGAUAGGGGUCUGCAAAAAAAAUGGAUCUAGGAACAUUAUUUUAACUAACUUGAAAGAUUUCUAUGAAGAAAACAUAUCCAAAGAGACAAUUGUCAGCAGAUGUCAGGAUCUAAAUCCAGCAUUUGAAGAAUACAACGUUGAAGAAAUAGUAGAUAAUUUAUUACUCGAUAUUCCAAAGUAUGCUACUACUUGUUCUCUUGAUCAAAUAGAAUUAGAGAGCAAAAUUGAUGACGCUCGCUUUUGGUUUCACAUUAAUUUAAAAAAGUGCAAUCCUCAAAAGUUUAAUGAAUCAUUGUUAGAAAUUUUCUUUACAUCUUUUUAUGAGCUUUAUAAUCGCUACAAUCAGCUAACAAACAUAGUAAAUCAGAAAGAUAGAGAAAUAGAAGAAUAUAAAGCUGAGGGAAUUAAGUUAUUAAGAAGUAGCAUGAUAACCGAGAAGUUUUCAAAGGAAGUAUUUGAAACCAAAUUGAAAAAUGAUAAACCUUUGGAUAAAAUAAAUGUAUUUCUAGAGGUUAUGAAUUAUAAUAAAACUGCAAAACAGAUUGCAAAAUUGGAAGUACAAGAUGUGGAAAAAAAAGAUAUUGAACCAAAAGUAACAACAAAAAACUGCUCAAAAAGAAAAUCUAGCUGCGUCCUAAGAUGUGCAGUACCACCAACAAAGUUAUCCAGAGCAUCUAACAUACAAAAUACCAAAAAAGCAGAAUUUCAAUUGUGAUAUCAGUUAGUCAAACCUUAAAUGAAAAGUAUUCAUAACUAUUUAUUAAUUUUUCUACAUUUAAUUUUAAAAAUAUGAACUCAUUGUAAUCUAGUGUACUUAAGUAUACCAAUUUCAUUUUUAUGUAGUUCAAGAUAAUUUAAAAUUAUACCAUUAUUGAAUUAAUUAAAAAUGAAAAAUUUCAU